Galleria mellonella (greater wax moth) is the source of this 2353-nucleotide messenger RNA. RefSeq lists its product as uncharacterized. The record is from RefSeq and is a predicted model, not a curated record. NCBI's taxonomy places the organism in Eukaryota, Metazoa, Arthropoda, Insecta, Lepidoptera, Pyralidae. Bases 118 to 2223 code for a protein of 701 amino acids. The transcript has 11 exons.
GAUAAAACAAGAUAGCAAAGAUCACGUAGAGGAAUAAUUGUGUGGCACCACAGAUCGUAUUGUUUAUAAGUUUAUAUUUCAAGUGGCAUCCAUCAUUGACUCGUUAUAGUCGACAGAAUGAAGUCUUGGGCGCUAUUUGUUUACGCACUACUGUUAGCAGGAGGUGCAUUUGCAGCAGAGAUUAUAAAAACAAAUAAUACUACUCGGGAAGUAGAAUAUUUAGAUCAAGAAUUUUUCAAUACCAAAAUUGGAGCCGAAGAACGUGUGAUUAUAACUGCGUAUGCUUUUAAUAAAAAAGAAAAAUGUUUUAUUAAAUUACCUAAUGAUGUACAGUACAGUAUCGAUGAAAACUCAAAUAUACCUGGAAUAAAAAUAGUUGAAGACCCCAAUGUUGCAUGUGGGAUUAUUGUUAAUGUUCAAUCCGAAGAUAUGAUAGGUGAAUGGGAGCUGAUUGCCUGGGAGUUAAGAUAUUCCGAUCCUAUCGAGAAAAGGUUGCCGUUCACCAUAUACGUCGAAGAGAAUAUUAAUGCAGCACCAAAACAAGUUACAAUAACUGAAGGUAGUGAUCUAUAUUUGCAUUUGGAGAAUCCUACAAACCUUCAUGAAACUUGCAAGCUUAUUGGACCGGAUAAAAAAGAGAGGACCAAUGUUGAAUCGGAUUCAAAUUAUGUUGACAGUUGUGGGUUCGUAAUCAAAGGUAUAAAAGUAUCUGAUAAUGGAAAAUGGGAAAUUAGAUAUGGAAAUGGAGUAAUUUUUAGAGCAUUCACCAAAGUAACAGUUAAUGAAAUAUGGAAAGGCCAACAAAUGGAUUUUAUCUGGACGAAAGAUAGAUCAGUAAAUAUUACUAUUGGGCCUGAAGAUGCUGUUUACUGCAAAAUUGAGGAUCCCCAUGGCUAUGUCGUAUUUGAUGGAUUCGGUGCAUGUAAUAUAGCAUUGGGACGAGUUCGUAGAGAGCACAAUGGUCUUUGGAAAAUGACCGUCGGUUUAUCUGGAAAAGUUUUGACCGAAGAAUAUGACUUUACAGUUACAGUAACAGAAGCGGCGCAAAAACCUACAGUGAUCACUCAUGUGGAAAAGCAACAACCAGAAGUGCUACUAACAUGUUCAGUGCCGACUGAGUACGAAGUGCAUGCUUGUAAAUUCCGUGAUCCGUCUGGCCGUGUGCUGCUGGCUAAUGAGGGUGUAGGAGAAAGCCGGUACAGCUUCCAUGGGGCAGGAGUUAGUUUGAAUUCUCAAGUUCAAACACAUGAAUGCGGUCUUCGUAUCACAAACCCUCAAACUUCGGACCUUGGCUUGUGGCGAUGCGCUGUUGAAACAGAAGCUAAAGAAUACUAUGGAUUUUUAACAGUACUUUGUCCUUGGGCCAUGCAGGAUUCAGAAGUCGCUGCUUCUGUAGUAUCAGAACCUGUCUUAACCACCCAUCUCGAUAAAAUCACAGCCGUAGAGGGUGACACUGUGACCAUGUCGUGCUCGGUACAGUCCGCAAUAAGGUACUGUUACUUUAGAGCGUCCAAUGGAUCCAUCUACAACAUUUCACCUGGUACCACAUCGGAGACAAUGGAAUAUGUGGGCGCUGGCUUAGAUGCUGGUGAGUGUGGUGUCAAAUUCAAAAACCUGCUGGCUUCUGACAGUGGCAGAUGGAGUUGCCACGUCGGUUUUUCAGACUUCAAUGAACCAGAACAACGGGCGGAAUUCGAUGUUACUGUAAAUGAACCAAUAUCUGCUCGACAGUACACUGAGCAGAGUACACUGGUUGUGGAGGGUCAGGUGUACAACAGUCGACAGCUGGAAUACUGCAGAUUCGUUCGUAUCGACGGUCAAGGUAUCAUUUCAACUAACCUUCCCGACCGGUAUACCAGCCAUGAUUCGCUAGCCACCGGUCAUUGUGCAAUACGGAUCCAAGACGCGACAAUCUUGGACCGUCACCCGUGGACUGUGGUUGCCAGGAUCCUAGGCCAAGAUGUGGAGAUAUCUCAGAGCACAUCUCUUACUGUUACCAUGCCUCCUGCUUUGGAACCUGAAAAUGCGAAAAAACUCAUUCAUUGGUUUCCAAUGACGUUGCUGGGAAUUAUGCUGUUCAGUUUAAUUGUACUACUUGUCCCCAAGAAGAACCGCAGUAAAACUAUUGACAGGAUGUGCAUCAUGAGAGACAGCAUUCGAAAUAGUUUCCAGAAGAAGCCAUUGCAUGACCCUGUUCAAAACAUUGGUGUCAUGGCAGCGUAAUCAUUUCUAUCUUCAGUUUAUUAUCUUUUAAUUAUCUAUAUGUAUGUGUAAUCUAUAUACUUAAAACGUUUUUAUGUAAAAAACUAAUAUGGAACAUUUAUUAAAUAUAUUUGUUAAUUUUGAAAAAAAA